This is a messenger RNA of Penicillium hordei, 1659 nucleotides long. RefSeq lists its product as uncharacterized. NCBI's taxonomy places the organism in Eukaryota, Fungi, Ascomycota, Eurotiomycetes, Eurotiales, Aspergillaceae. The record is from RefSeq and is a predicted model, not a curated record. Bases 1 to 1659 code for a protein of 552 amino acids. The transcript has 2 exons.
AUGGAUAGCCCUAAAUAUUUCAUCAGCUGGGGGUCAGAGAGAAACAUCACAAUAGGACGAUUCGAAGCCCUCCGGUCAUAUCGCCACGAUCUCAUUCGGUCUUAUAGAGAUGUCCUCAAGACAGCUCAAACCUUCACACAGCACUUUUCGGAACAGCCGCUAAAAAGUUACGACAUGGAAAGGGCGCUGAGCAAGAAUAUGGGCUGCGACCCUUCAUGCUGGAAUAAAGAUGCAAAUAGUCCAACUAUUUGUUGGUUGGACAUUGUUCGUCACGGAAAUUUCCAGCAACAACUUGAUGGAUGUUAUUACUGCUCCAUUCAAGGGAGGGUGCUUGAAUUCGAUCCGGAAUUACACGAUAGGGUGGAGUUCUGUCGAAGCCAUGCCGUCCAAAUUUCCAACUCGGGGCCGAGCCGCGCAGAUGUGGAAAGGGAAGAGGAGAUCACUCUGGAGAUAUUGACUGAUAUCUCCGACGAACUAAAAGAUCUCGCAAGAUGUACGAGAAGUGUAGCAAAGCUUGAACAAGCGAUGAAGAUACGCCAUCGCGAGCUCCAAUCCCUCCUAGGCCCUAUCACGAUUGAAUCAAGCGGAGAAGAAACGACUUCCGACGACGAUAGCGAGCAGUGUUCGGACGGUUCCUCUGGAGACUCGAGUGAGGAUGACGAGAUGGAUGACAAAAACGAAAAUAAGGUCCCAGAAGACAAGGGCCCAGAAGACAAGGGCCCAGAAGACAAGGGCCCAGAAGACAAGGGCCCAGAAGACAAGGGCCCAGAAGACAAGGGCCCAGAAGACGAGGACUUGGGUAACAUGGUCUCAGAGGAAAAUGGGAUACGAGAUGACAGUUGCCAGAAUGUCUCCAGUCAACAGAGCAACAAUAAUUCCGAUAAUGGAGGCAAUGCGGCAACAGCUGGUGACAGAGUUGUUCCGUUGGAUCCUUUCCCCUUGAGAACUGCAUCUUCGACGUCUCUAGCAGGAGAGGGUGAGAAUGUCAUCUCAACAUCUCAUAUUCCUCUGCCAGGCGACACUGAAAAAGCUGUCUCGGUGAACCCCGUGCCCUCGAGAGAUCUAUUGCCUAUCUAUUUACCAACGGAGAGGGAAAACAUCCUGACGGAUCACAUGUUUUCGAAAGAUCCCAAGCUGGAUAUGCACCUAUCACUCCCAAAAAGACCCCCGCGCGACGGACGCAAAACCCCUUUUAAAAGUGAGAACUCACCUCCCCAGGUAUCUAAGCGGCGGAGAUCCGUCAUUCCAUCGGACCAACAGAAAAAAAUACAGAAGAGCGAUCGAAAAUCUACCCGCCAAGAGAGAUUGACUGCUGUUGCCUGGAUGAAGGCCAAUUCAAACAAAAAUUGGAACCAAGUGACAUUCGCAAGAAAAUACCGCAUCAAGUUUGGCCACAAAUUUAGCCACACGAGAAGAUACGCAACUCUCAAGAGAUGGAUGGACGACGAAGAGAACUCUCAAGCGGACAGCCAUAUUGUGGUAUUGAAAGUACCGACUAUGCGUCUGCGUGAGGAAUCAUCGAAUGGCAAUUCUGCAGAGCCAACGCCGGACCUUUCAAAUGGCAAUACCUACGUGCCAUCAUCACUUCCACGUGGGCGGUUGGAAGAUCCACAGAACAGGGGGGAUGGUUAUAACGUGGCUUUCUCCCAGAUUUGCUAG